This is a messenger RNA of Camelus dromedarius (Arabian camel), 1287 nucleotides long. It is a transcript of the gene CIMIP4, whose product is annotated as ciliary microtubule inner protein 4. The transcript has 7 exons. NCBI's taxonomy places the organism in Eukaryota, Metazoa, Chordata, Mammalia, Artiodactyla, Camelidae. Bases 403 to 1224 code for a protein of 273 amino acids. The record is from RefSeq and is a predicted model, not a curated record.
UGGAUGAGAGUGAACAACACCUGAAGGCCCUUGCUGCCCCCUCAGUACUGACUCUUCCUGGCCUCUGUCCCCCAGGGUGGGCUUAUCAGCCCUCUGAGGUAACAGAGCCCUGAGGACAGCGAUCACCAUGGCAACUCCAAUAAAGGGGGAGGGCCACUCCUCAGCAACCAUCCAUUGGUCUCCAGCAGCAGUGGUGCAGCGCAGAUCUGCACUCCUGGGCUUCAGCGCACACCAGGGUGGGUCACGUGUUUUCUGAAGUGAUGAGAGAGAGUGGAGAGAGUUGCUCGUGAGUGGAGUGCCAGACCUAACAGGACCUACUUUCUCUCCCUCCUUGACUGACAUCUCUUGGGACCUUCCUCUCCAGGACUAAGCUCAGAAUUGCCUGUCCCAGAGCAAGAGCCGAUGGAGCUGGGCCACCAAGCAGGUACGACCACUUUGACCAGGGCCCAGCUGAACAACAACAAGGAAGGCCAGCAGGACAUGGACCCCUGGAGAACUGCCCGUCGCCCCCUGAAUACCUCCAAGUUCAAGUACCAAGUCCCAGUCUCCCCGCAGCCAUCCCUGUACCAGGGAGACAGCCCUCGAGGCAGCCCCCUCGGACAGGCCUCCAUGGAGGAGAUCCUGCCUCCACCCGCUACGGCCGUCAGCCAGGGCGCCUCCUGGAGGGACUCACAGCCUGGGUCCCCGAAGAAGGGGAGCUACAGACCCUCCUCGAGGGAGAGCAGGGCGACCUUCCCGGAAGGAGUGCAGCCAUGCCAGGGGCUGGAAGAAGGCUCCAGCACGGGGUCCCAGGGCCAGAGGAGCAGCAGUAUCCCUAACAACAUUCGUCACAAGUUCAGGAGCAACGUGGUGGACCAGCUGGUCUCCGAGGAGCAGGCUCGAAGGGCCAUUGGUGAAGCCUUCGAGGGCCAAAAGAGGACAAAUUCCUGGGCCAGCAGGAUCCAGAGUCCCACGCAAAUCACCUCCAUCUUUUCAGACUACUACAAUCUGGGCUUCAACAUGCAGUCAAAUUUGUUUCAAGGAGCCCCACAGGAGACGAAGAGCCUCAUGAAGGCCUCCUACACCCCCGAGGUGAUUGAGAAAUCAGUGAGGGACAUAGAGCACUGGCAUGGCAGGAAGACGGAUGAUCUGGGACGGUGGCACCAGAAAAAUGCGAUGAACAUGAACUUGCAGAAAGCACUGGAUGAAAAAGAAAAGAGCAAAAACAAGAGCUCGAAGUACUAGAUACAACCCAGAAGAGGUGCCCUCCGCCCAGAGAAAGUGCUACCAAUAAAGGAAGGCACACAU